Molecule: messenger RNA, 488 nt
Organism: Trichobilharzia szidati
Lineage: Eukaryota; Metazoa; Platyhelminthes; Trematoda; Strigeidida; Schistosomatidae
Source: the annotation of a GenBank genome assembly
AUGAUUAUUGAAAUGCGUCGUUUGAGUGUUGGCCUUUCAUGCCUGGCAGUAGGUCUAGCAAUUGCAGCAUUGAUUACAAGUUCGUGGGAUUGUGGGAAUCUGUUCUCCUCCUGUCAACGUACAUCGUAUAAAGAUACAGCAGCAGCUGUUGCUGGAUUAAUAAUAUUAGGCAUUGUUUGUCUACUAAUCAUAAUUAUAUUAGAUUCUGUUGCAUUUUGCUCUGAGGUAUUCGCCUCACGUGCUGCUUAUACAACUAUACGCUUUAUUAUCUUAUAUCUGGGAUCUGCUGCAUUAUUAAUCGGUGUUCUACGGUUACUGGGGCUGUAUUAGCAACUCAAGUUGCAAUACAAUCAAUUGUGACAUCGAAAUGUAUCACUGCACGCAGCAAUACAACAAGUACAAGAAUAAUCAGAGAAACUCGAAUUGCACAUCGGUAAAACAAAUAAACAAACAAGUGAAUGCAAAAAGUAUUUUAACUAUAAUAUACA